GCCAGAUGUGGACUGACAACCUGCGCCCCUUACCUGCUGCGUGCCUGGCGCGCGGAUCUUGAAGCUGGCGGAGUUCUGAGACUGGGCGCCGGCGAUGUGAGACUGGCGCGGCUUCGCAUCGCAGCCGUUUGCGCUGACGAGGCCGCGCUCGCGGGACUCUUCGGCUUGCGCGGCGCGGCCGGUCGCAAGCCCUGCUGGCUAUGCAGAAAUCUUGUGGCCCGCAGGGCCGAGCAGGUCGGGGUCGACCGACCAGGAGGACGCUGGCAUUCGCUGGCGCACGAGAAGAUGGAGUCCUUUGAGCGCAACAUGGACGCCCAGAUCUGGAGUGCUGUAGAUCGUCUGGCACCAGAAAGACCCAACAUCUCCAACGCCGCCUUUCUGGACUUGCAGCGCAACACAGGCUUGCACGUGCUGGAGGACAGCGUCCUGUGCAACGAGGAUGUUCGGCGGCUCACGCCGCCCAGUAGCACGUGCUUCGACGUUCUGCAUAACUUCCACAGCGGUGGACUAGCAGCCUACGAAACAUAUCUGUUCACGAACAGAUUGACCGAAGCUGGACUGAAUAGAGCGGCCGUGGCGGAGCUGCUGCCGCGCGACUUGCAGAGCUUGCACAAAGAUCGAUCUCUAGACUCCCUGCGCAAGACUCUGAGCGAUUGCUAUUUUGGAGAAAAGCUCUGGCGAAUCGAUGGGAGCACCCAGCUGAGUGCGCUGCCUUUGCUGCACUUCUUCGCUGUCACAUAUAUGGGUCCUGAGAAAGACCGCAUACCGGCCGAGUUCGAUUGUUUUGUGACGCUGUGCCAGCGCAUCUUCUCGCUAAGUCUUCUGCAGUUUCAUUUGCAGCCUGCAUUACUGGAUGGGCUGCAUGAACUCGAGCAAAGUCACCACCGCAAAUUCUCAAGCACGUAUGGACCGGCUGCUUUCAAACCUAAGCACCACUAUGCUCUGCACCAGCGGGAUCAGUUCCGGCAGUGGCAGCUGGCGCUAGACACAAAAGCCUGCGAGAAAAAACACCAGGCGAUGAAGCGCAUCAUUGAGGCGCAGGUUACCAGAACUCUCAGCUUCGAGCGCGUGGUCCUGGGCCGGAUGCACUUCGCGGAGCGUCAGGAACAGAAGGCCCGACCGGAGAGCUGGUGGAGGUACAGCAUAGAGAGGUCUAGCCAAAACGGCGCGCCUGAACUACACUGUCCCUACCAGACCGUGCGGGUGGGGCAGCCACUCGUGCGGUGCGACCAGCCACUGCGCAUGCUGGCGCAAGACAUACAGGACACGAGUCGUGGUUUGCUACUGCUGGGACUACGCUGCAGCUUGCGAGAAGAAAUCAACAAAGGCAUCUACGAGUGGCGCAUCACGGACCAAAGGCUUUCCAAGAAGGUCGAGAAGAUAGCGCAGCCGUGGCGCGCAAGCAAGUUCUGGAGAAGAAUUGCCAACUCUCUGGUCACGAUAUGGUGA
This is a messenger RNA of Symbiodinium pilosum, 1449 nucleotides long. The record is from the annotation of a GenBank genome assembly. Lineage: Eukaryota; Dinophyceae; Suessiales; Symbiodiniaceae.